AACCUGCGGCUUCUCAUCGGACGACGGCAAAGCGCCUACCUAACUACCUACGCAUCUCGACUUCACGACUCCUCUCAGCCGUAGAUCUACAGCUGCCUGCUGCACCGUCUUCGUCUCCUCCGUCGCCGCCUCCUCCGCAGAUAAGCUACCGAUACCCGGAACCACCAACUUAUCCACUCACCCACGUCGCCCAUCAUGGUCAAGCCCGUAGUCUCCGCGAUGAACGCCUGGACCUGCAUCGUCGUGUCUAUGUUUGCGAUUGUGAUUUUGAGUACUAUUGGCGCUUUGUUCAAGGGAAGCAGCAAUGUCGUCAUGGGCGGCCACGAGGACCCCAAAGAUGGAAAUGCUGUUGCAGGCGCCGUGUUUGGCGCUGUGUUUAUUUACAUUGGAUUCUUCGUCUUCUGCGGACUCCAAGCCUUCCUUCAUAUGCGCGAAAGCCGUCGCGGCGCGAUAAGCCUCUCAUAAUUCUACUUCCCCGAUGAAUAGAUGUGGUUGCGCCAUCAGGGGCGGACAUAAUGUACGAUGACAGGGACUAUGGGAGGAUAUGACGCGGCACUGGGAUGCGCGCACACGUCAGCAUGCAUGCCUGGGGAAGGGGAGAGAUGGGGAUUAUCUGUAUCUUGUAACAUUGCACAAGGCGUUCUGGUAGCUACUGGUGGUUUUGGUACUGCGUUUUGUAGGAUGUUAUUGAGUCUGGUCGAAUACCAUGCUAUUUGUACAUGUGCA
Messenger RNA from Pyrenophora tritici-repentis Pt-1C-BFP, 726 nucleotides. RefSeq lists its product as uncharacterized. The record is from RefSeq and is a predicted model, not a curated record. Lineage: Eukaryota; Fungi; Ascomycota; Dothideomycetes; Pleosporales; Pleosporaceae.